Staurois parvus is the source of this 307-nucleotide messenger RNA. The record is from the annotation of a GenBank genome assembly. NCBI's taxonomy places the organism in Eukaryota, Metazoa, Chordata, Amphibia, Anura, Ranidae.
CUAAACCCACAACAGUAUAAUCAGUCUGUAUAUGCAGUAAAGCAUGCUUUUUAUACUCACUGUAGAACCCAAGGGGUUAAUCCUCUGCACUGUGUAAAAAUGCAGUUUUAUCCUGACUUCUCUGAUCCUCCCCUACGUCCAGUGCCCCCCUCUUAUCUCAUGAGAAGACAUAUUGCGUGGAGUCACUCUGCACAUGCUUAGUUUGGUGUGUAUUGCUAGAGAGGUUUUUUUUUCUUGGGAGGGGUGCAUGUGAUUAGCACAGGGCCAAUCAGGGCUCUCCAGACAGAGGGUUGGGGGUCAUGCAGCC